Hordeum vulgare subsp. vulgare (domesticated barley) is the source of this 1454-nucleotide messenger RNA. Its product is annotated as remorin 1.4-like. Lineage: Eukaryota; Viridiplantae; Streptophyta; Magnoliopsida; Poales; Poaceae. The record is from RefSeq and is a predicted model, not a curated record. Bases 288 to 1229 code for a protein of 313 amino acids. The transcript has 6 exons.
ACUUGAGCCGAAAGCAGAAGGGAGGAUUCUUGGAGCUGGAGGGCAGCGCAAACCCAAAAGGGGUUAGAUUCUUGAAGGCCUCCAUGAAGGUAAAGCAAUCCCAUCUCGAAGACCCCAAUACAUGCUCUUUGCCGGCCUCCAAGACAACAGUUUCCUUGCCCUCCUCUGCCCAUCUCCUCCCCCCCUCUCAUCCUCACCACCUCUAAAUACAAGCAAGCCAUAGUUAAAUAAAUGCAAGGCUUGGCGCCCCUUGGAGCUGUUCCUUCUCUACAAAUACGUUGCGCGCCAUGGACGGCGACUCGAAGGCGCUGAGGGUUCAGUUUUCUGGAGUAGACAAGAGGGACAAAGGUAGUAGGAAAGAUUCAAUAAUACUGCCACAAGAGAACCCAGCUCUUGGAAGAGCGCAAAUGGAUAGCAGCGACGAAUACAACGCUAUAUUCGCAGCCACAAUUGCCGCGGCGACAUACGCAAUCGCAGCACAAGAAGAGAAGCAGAAGGCUAGCCCUGUUCAGCCGCCAACCAAGAGAGAUGAGAGCGUGAGAAAGCCUACAGGAGGCAGCAAGAUCUCAAGAUGGUUCAGUGCCAAAGAGUCUGCACAAGAUGCUGACGAGGGACCAGCCAACGUAUCCGUAAGGAGGCCGCUGAAACCAGAACAGAGGAAGCCCGGAGGCACGGGAUCAGAUCAGAAGGUGCCAUUGCCACUUCCACCAAAGAUGCAUGAUUCUUCUGUGGGUGCGAAAAAGGCACCGGGUUCCUCCAGAAAAUCACCAGAGAAGAAAGGAAGCAAGAGGUUUGAGCAGGAGCAGGCAGUUCAAAGGGUACCAACCGCUGUCAGGCCAGCAACAUCAUAUCAAUCUAGGCGGAACGACGAUGGCGCAGCAGGAGUAACUGCUAUUGCCGGCACACAAACAAAGGCUGAUGUAUGGGAGAAGGAAAAGCUUGCAAGAGUCAGGGAGGAGUAUGAAAAGAUGAUGGAGACCAUAGCCGAGUGGGAAACUGAGAAGAAGGUGAAGGCCAAGCGCCAAAAAGAACAGAAAGAGGUUGCGUUGGACAGAAAGAGAGCGAAGCAACUGGCAGAAUACAAUCAGGAAAUGACAAGGAUCAACAAAAUUGCUGGAGGAGCAAGGUCAAUGGCAGGAGAAAGAAAAUACGAGGAUGAGAAAAAGAUCAGAGAGAAGGCGAAGAAGAUACGAUCGACAGGAAAGUCCGCCCGUGGAUGCUGCUUUUGAGAUAUUCCCAUUCUACAAAAAUUCAAACAAAAUGAACGGCGCGACUUGAAUGCGAUAUAGUCUCACAACAGCGAUGUAUUGUAUUAUAAAACGUGUUUGGUUUGAUGAGUGAUAAGAGUGUAGAGUUGCAUCCAACAUGCAAUGGCAUUGUAUCAGGACAGGAGCAACAUAAACAAGUUUGAAGGGUGUGGAUAAUGAAAGGUACCAAGGAGUUAUCUGUGCAUA